Xenopus laevis (African clawed frog) is the source of this 1782-nucleotide messenger RNA. RefSeq names its product nodal homolog 5, gene 2 L homeolog (gene nodal5.2.L). Gene Ontology annotation, cellular component: extracellular region. Gene Ontology annotation, biological process: animal gross anatomical part developmental process; gastrulation; tissue morphogenesis. The record is from RefSeq and is marked provisional. The coding region runs from base 57 to 1211 and encodes 384 amino acids. Gene Ontology annotation, molecular function: growth factor activity; cytokine activity. The transcript is spliced from 3 exons. Lineage: Eukaryota; Metazoa; Chordata; Amphibia; Anura; Pipidae.
CAUCUUCUUCUGAGCUGGAAGACAUCAAGAUUCACUGGAAGCUUCCCUCUCCAGAUAUGGCUGUGCUAGGCUUUAUCUUAUCUCUCACAAUCCUUUCACUAGGGCAUGGGAUGCCCACUCUUCUUCACUCAAAGGAGGCCACAUUUCCUUUACAAGGAUCUACACACAGACUGGAACCUUCACCUGUACUUCAUGGAAAAAGACUCCCCCAUGAUAUGAAAUAUCCAGUCUACAUGAUGCACAUGUACCAGAAUCUCAUGUCAGGGAAAUUUAAAGAUUUGUCCAUUCAGGGAGAACCUGCUCUUCUGGAAUCUGACACAGUUUUGAGCCUCAUUGCAAAAGGAUGCACCCAAGUGGAUAACCGGUGGACAUUAUCUUUCGACAUGUCUUCGGUCUCCAUUAGCAGUGAGUUAAGGCUGGCGGAGCUGAGAAUUCACUUGCCUUCCUUUCAGAGGUUCCAGAAUGUGACACUAGAUAUCUACCACACCAAGAGAAAUGUGGAGAGACUAUUCCUAGGGUCGGUCACCAUAGAUUCCAUUGUUACUCCAGGUUCCUCCUGGAAAGUCUUUAACCUGACACAGAUGCUGCACCGCUACCUCUAUCAUAAAGAAAGAAUCUCCAGUGAUGAAUACACCGAUCUACUGGCAACUUCACAUGAAGAACAGAAAUGCAAUGGUCUCCUAGCUGAAAGAAUCAUGUUGGUGGUAUUUUCUACAGAUAGACCCUCUUCCAAACUCACUGGCUCCCCAAGCCUCAUUGAAACAGUUGAGUCCUCAAAGUAUGUCACAACAGAGGCAGACACCAGAGAAACAGGCAAGAGACGACACAGGAGGAAUCAUUAUGACCAGAACAGCAUCAUAAGAAGCGGCUUUCAUUCUCGGCCUGUGGGAGAUGAUAAAACCCUGUGUAAGAGAGUAGACAUGAUUGUGGACUUUGAGAAAAUUGGUUGGGGAGACCUGAUUAUUUACCCCAAGAGAUUCAAUGCUUAUCGAUGUGAAGGAUCCUGCCCGAUUCCACUGGAUGAGAACUUCAAGCCAACAAACCACGCCUACAUUAAAAGUUUGGUUAACUUCUUCAAUCCUAAAAGAGUAGCAUGUCCAUCAUGUGUACCAGUGAAGAUGAGGCCUCUGUCAAUGCUCAUGUAUGAAGGGGAUGAAAUUGUUCUGAAACACCAUGAAGACAUGAUUGUAGAGGAAUGUGGAUGUUAUUAAGGACAAGCAUACAGUUGGGUGCCCUAUAAUUAAGCACUGAUACAAACAGCUGAGAAGAGUCUUCUACAUUAAGCACAACAGAGACAAAGCCUCAAACUGUAGGAGAUGCUGAAAAACUUCUGAUAAAGACUUGAAGGAGAUGCAAGACAUUCAGGGCUGGUAUUGAAGAUGAAGGAAAUAUUCAAGGCACUUCAUAAAAAUAAAGACUGUGUUACUUUAACAUAAAAAAUAAUUGUUUUACAUUGUACAAUAUCUUAUAUAUUUUCAAUGCUGAAACUUAAAAUUAAGAAACAAGUAUAUUUGUGUUGCAAAUGCCGAGAAAUAUAUUGGGAUGUAAAUAAAUGUAUUUAUAUAUUACAAUGCUUUAACAAUAAAGAAGGACACUAAAAUAUCUUGUUUCUAAUUAGUUUUUUAUACAUAUGUACAUAUGGUUAUUUAUUUCAUGCAGGUACCGUAGCAAGUUGUAGAUACACUUUCAAAUAUAUCAUCUUGUAGGUACAAUGUCUCAGUAUGACACAAAUCUCAUGUACCUAAACCUACAAUAUGGAUUUGCUCUUUUUUAAAUUGCAAA